Messenger RNA from Bacillus rossius redtenbacheri, 1131 nucleotides. It is a transcript of the gene Ski6, whose product is annotated as exosome complex component RRP41. Gene Ontology annotation, cellular component: nuclear exosome (RNase complex); nucleolus; cytoplasmic exosome (RNase complex). The coding region runs from base 32 to 787 and encodes 251 amino acids. The record is from RefSeq and is a predicted model, not a curated record. The transcript has 4 exons. Gene Ontology annotation, biological process: rRNA catabolic process; poly(A)-dependent snoRNA 3'-end processing; nuclear mRNA surveillance. Lineage: Eukaryota; Metazoa; Arthropoda; Insecta; Phasmatodea; Bacillidae.
ACACUCUAUGGUUGUGUUUUGACAACAGAACAUGGCGGGGAAUGAUUUGCUUUCAGAUCAGGGCUUGAGGUCGGAUGGCAGGAGAUCAAAUGAAUUACGCCAAGUGCGGUGUAAACUCGGCGUUUUCUCGCAGCCAGAUGGAAGUGCUUAUUUAGAGCAAGGGAAUACCAAAGUUUUGGCAGCUGUGUAUGGUCCACAUGAGAUCAGAGGCAGCAAGACCAAGACGCUGUACGACAAGGCGCUGGUCAACUGCCAGUACAGCAUGGCGACGUUCAGCACGGGCGAGCGCAAGCACCGGCCCCGCGGGGACCGCAAGUCCCAGGAGAUCUCGAUGCACCUGCGGCAGGCCCUGGAGGCGGCCGUCAAGCGGGAGCUCUACCCCCGCUCGCAGAUCGACGUGUUCAUCGAGGUUCUGCAGGCGGACGGAGGGAACUACUGCGCGAGCGUGAACGCCGCCACCCUGGCGCUGGUGGACGCCGGCAUACCGAUGACAGAGUACAUGUGCGCCUGCACGGCCGGCCUGGCCAACGGGGACGUGCCCUUGGUGGACGUGAGCCACCUGGAGGAGACGCUGGGGGGCCCCUGCCUCACCGUCGCCGCCAUGCCGCUCUCCGGCCAGAUAUCGCUGAUGGAGAUGACGCAGCGGUUCCACGUGGACCACCUGCCCAAGGUCAUGAGCACGGCCCUGCAAGGCUGCAGGGACAUCUACCAGAUCCUGGACCGCGCCAUCCGGGAGCACAUCGUCGCCACGGGCUCCGUGAGCGGCUGGGAGGCGACGCGCGAGUAGCGGGCGACCAAGUACUCCGCACCGGCGCGACUCGUCGCGAAAUUGAGGCGAUUCGGAAACAAGUGUGCAACGAUUCAAAGGGAUGACCAAAUACUUCGUACCGGCGCGACUUGUCGCGAAGUGGAAAUGAUUCUGAGACAAGUGUGCAACGAUUCAUAGGGAUGCAAACAUCCUUACGGAAUCGGAACAGCCACGGCAGAUUCACAGUUGGAGCGGACGAAUCCAGUUAUUUUUUUUUCUUCCGUUUCAGAUCUUGGUGUUGAUUGAGUGGAUGAUUAUUUAGUAAACGUUGAACUACGCAGUGUAGUAAUUGUAUAUUUUCAUAUUAAAAAAAAAAUGAAAAA